UCGUAGCCUGCUCAGUCUAAAUAACAAUACUGUGGCAGCGGCGGCUCGUCUCUCAGACUCUUUAGUUGGAACUUACUGGAGUCGUCGCCUUGCGCCGAUGUUAACCUAAUAUUUGUACCUCACUCAUGAAGUGACACUACACGCUACACGAUGGAGUAUCUGUUCCAGGUGAAAAUCGGCGCUCUGAUCGGGUUGUUGCUCCUAACUCUUCUUUUUGGAUUUAUCCCCGCUCGGAUCAAAUGGUUCAGAGAGACAGAUGGGACAGGUAUUCAUCACACGUUUCUCAGUUUGAUCAGCUGCUUCGCUGGUGGGGUUUUCCUGGCAGCAUGUCUGCUCGACAUCAUUCCGGAUUAUCUGUCAGACAUUGGCACAGUGCUGGAUGCUCAGGAGGUGGAGACCCCCUUUCCCCUUCCAGAGUUCAUCAUAGCUGCCGGCUUCUUCACUGUCCUCAUACUGGAGAAGAUUGUCCAGAGCUUCCGGGAGAUGAGAGGGGCUCGUGAAGAGAGGGCGCCCCUUUUACAUGACCAUGGGCACGGCCACGGGCUAGCCACAGCCCGUGAUCUGGAGAGCAGCGGCCACCACGUUCAUGUAGACUUACAGGCUCACUCCUCCUUUCGUUCCUUCAUGCUCUUCCUGUCUCUCUCACUCCAUUCAGUUUUUGAGGGUCUUGCUAUUGGCCUGCAAAGCACUGACUCGAAGGUACUGGAGAUCUGCAUCGCUAUUCUUGUUCAUAAGAGCAUCAUCGUGUUCAGCCUGUCUGUGAAGCUGGUCCAGAGCACAGUUCACCCACUGUGGGUUACCGCUUACAUCGUAGUGUUUGCCUUGAUGUCUCCUUUAGGCAUCGCCAUCGGCAUCGGUGUGAUGGAAGCUCAGCUGACAGCCGGACCUCUGAUCCAGGCCGUGCUGGAGGGGCUCGCUGCAGGCACGUUUGUUUACAUCACUUUCCUGGAGAUUCUCCCGCAUGAGCUGAAUUCCCCCGGGAAUCAGCUCCUUAAGGUGAUGUUCAUCUUGAUCGGCUUCACCAUCAUGGCAGGUUUGACAUUUUUGGGUUGAAACUGACAUUUCGUCACUUUCGGCUGACGUUGCUGUCAGGAUAUCCCUUGCAUGUGUUGUGCAGCUCCCACAGAUUCACUUCACUUUGUUAGACAGAGACAAACUUAAAGGAAGACGUAGCUUUGCUGCCACAGGGUUACACCUAUUCCUGAAGUUGUUCAUUUCAAAGGAGCGUGACAACAUUUGGCAUUUUAUUGCUUUCCUUUACGUUUUAACUUUUACAGUAUUGCAUAUUGAAAUACAGAGGACCAAGACAUUAGGAAUCAAUGCCAACAAAUGCUAUGAAAUACAUCACAUAGUAUUAAAAAUAAUUGUAAGCAAACGUGUUUCUAAAAUGUGACACAUCCUAAUAUUUCUGUUUUAAUUUGCAUCUGUAUUUAACUUUGUGGUAAUUCACCAAUGUUUUUAUUUUAAUGUACUUUUUCAAGAGAGCUUCCAUAUAGUUACAUAUUUGUGUUUUAUUUUCCCUUUGUCCUUUCAAACUUUUUAACCCACCCCCCAACUAAGUAAUAUCUUGCCAUUUAUUUAUUACAUAUUUUUAAAAGUGUUUUAUGCAUUUAUGCUUAAACAUGAAUUUUCAAGGGAGAAUUGGUACUGGGGGUUGUUGUGUAAGAGGGAAAAUAAAACAUAACAAUAAAUAAAUAUAAAUAUUAAAAAAAUUAAUGAUAAGUUUAUAAUGAAACGGAAAUAUCACUGGUAAAAAUUAAAUCAAAAAACAUUAUUAAUACAGAGGUAAAUAAAUACAGAUGCAAAUUAAAUUAAAUCAGUCAGAAGUUUGUCCAAACUUGUGACUGGAUUGUGUUUCUGUCACAUUUUAUAAAUGAUAUACAUUUGUUUAUAUAUAUACUUUAUUUGUAUAUCGGUUUUUGAUUUGGGCAGUUUUGGUCCUCCAUAAAGAUGAACUACUGACUGCUGUGCUGCAUUUGUUGAAUUCAUUGCUGAUGUUGUUUUGAAAUGCAUGCAGAACAAACCGUUGCCUCUGAACAUUCAGGAUAUGCACAUCACCACUGAAACAAAGGGGCAGUCUUAUAAAUAUGACCUCUUUUAAUUCAUUCAAUCACUAUGUAUCGGUGCCUCCAGAGCUUUAAUAUUUAUAAAUCGCAAGGUCAGCGGAGAAGUUUGACAGUUACUUCUUUCCGAAAUGCACUGAUUGUUUCUUUACUUUUGUUUCACGCAUGUUGUUCUUUACAGUUGGCUCAGUUGGGUAGUUGGACUUUGUAAACUGGUUUUUCACUGACCCGGUCUUAUUUACUAAAUGUUGUUUUUCCAGUGAUUUUAUUAAGUUCUUACAUAUUGUUCUUAAUAUUAUCUUGCUUUUAUUUCUUAUUACUGAAAAUAUGAUGCAUCACUACUAUUUUAAAAAGGGUUGCAGGUCUAGUAUAAAGUACCAUAUUUCAGCCUGCUUACACUCCAAGUACUGACUGUGUUUUUAUAUUUAAGCAGUGAAGUAUCUCUUGUGUAAUCUUCUGACUCCACAUACGUGCAAAAAGCAGGAAGUAUAAAUUUGAUUGGCAUGAAAAGGACACUGUCAUCAAAAAAAGUGUUAAUGACAUGACAUGUCACAUGCCUCGCCUUUUUUAUUUUUAUUUUUUAAUGUCAACUUUGGUUAGCUGAAGAAAUAAAAGCCACUCCUUUUCUUUAGCACAACAUCACCCAGUUUGCACUCUAACAUCUAAAAAUCAUUUGAAAACCUUGACUGUCUUUUUAUAAGCAAACUACAUAUAUAUUUUGUGCCUUAUGGUCAUUCUUCUCAUGAGAAACACGACUGUUUUUUGUUAACCAAAGUAAAAAGGAACUUUAAAAAAUGA
Messenger RNA from Oreochromis niloticus (Nile tilapia), 2861 nucleotides. RefSeq names its product solute carrier family 39 member 1 (gene slc39a1). Gene Ontology annotation, molecular function: zinc ion transmembrane transporter activity. Gene Ontology annotation, biological process: zinc ion transmembrane transport. The record is from RefSeq and is a predicted model, not a curated record. The transcript has 4 exons. Lineage: Eukaryota; Metazoa; Chordata; Actinopteri; Cichliformes; Cichlidae. Gene Ontology annotation, cellular component: plasma membrane. Bases 151 to 1053 code for a protein of 300 amino acids.